Messenger RNA from Ustilaginoidea virens, 2796 nucleotides. RefSeq lists its product as uncharacterized. The coding region runs from base 1 to 2796 and encodes 931 amino acids. Gene Ontology annotation, cellular component: cytoplasm; nucleus. The transcript is spliced from 3 exons. NCBI's taxonomy places the organism in Eukaryota, Fungi, Ascomycota, Sordariomycetes, Hypocreales, Clavicipitaceae. Gene Ontology annotation, molecular function: ubiquitin binding. The record is from RefSeq and is a predicted model, not a curated record.
AUGUCCGAAGUCGCAUCAAGGUCGUCCGCCUCACGCGGCAGAGGCUCUGGCCGCGGUGGCAGAGGAGGAUAUGCUGGCCGAGGCGGCCGCUCCAGAACCAACGGUGACAAGUCGGACCACAAGGACGAAAACCUCGGUGCGUUCGAGGACGAGGGCGAAUUCGCCGAGCUUCGCAAGCAGUAUGGAGACAAAACAUCUGUCAUUCGCGAGAUGUUUCCCGAUUGGUCCGAGGCCGAUGUUCUCUUUGCUCUGCAGGAGACAAAUGGUGACGAAAAUGAAGCUGUCGCACGCAUCGCUGAAGGGACAAUCUCUCAGUGGGGUGAGGUGUCGAAAACCAAGAAAACCACACGCACCAAGGCCAAGGACGCCCCCUCUGCGCCCGUGAACGAGUCGUCCGCGUCCGGUCCUCGCCCCUCCCGAGGAGGGCGGCCUGCUUCUGACGCUGCCCGUGGUCGAGGACGAGGUUCUGAUCGAGGUGCUCGGAGCGGCGCUGGCCGUGGUCGAUCGACCCUGCCCAGCACCAACGGCCCUCGUAAGGAGAGCCAGCAACUCUCUGUCCCGACAGAGGAAUCGUUUACUUGGGAUGCCAGCAAGCCAAAGAUGGAACAGCCCGAGCCAAAGAUUGCCGCCGUCGACAAGUCUACCCCUGCUGAAGCCUCCCAGCCUGCUACCCCCGCGACCAAGACCUGGGCAAGCAUGCUGCGCCAGACAACAGCUCCAAAGCCCGUGCCCGCCGCGCCCAAGGAGACGCCCGCGUCCAAGCCUACUGAAUAUGAAGCUCAACCCCAACACGAAACUGUCCACGCCCAACUCGAAGCCCCUGAGCCCGUACAAGACGAGACCACGCCCGUGGCCCAACGCGCCGUCCCCGCUCCGUUUCCAGCCAACCCUGAAUCCGAUCUUCUCCUUCUCCCACCCGCCAAAGACGAGCUCACAGAGACGAACCUCGAACAGGUUGUUGACGUGUCCAACCCACCCGCAACAGACACGGCCAGAAGCACCGCUGCCGACUCCUGGGAUCCACGGCAGAGCCCGGUGAGCCCCAACGCCACGCCCAUCUCGGCUGUUCACCAGCAGCAUCAGGCCCAGCGAUCAUCUGCCACCAGCGGCUUUGCCGCCUCGGCUAUGAAGGCGACGGCCGAGCGAUCGAGCCGGGCCGCCAGCUUCCAACGACGAGUUCUGGAUCAAGAGGAGCCCGUUCGCAUGCCGGGCAACCGUGAGGUUGACAGAGCAGCCGUAAAGUUUGGCGCCUUCAGCCUCAACGAAGGCGACGAAGACGUUGACGGCGAGCGCGAGGAGCCGGAAACUCGCGCGCAGCCCCCCGCCGAUUCUCCUGUCGCCCACCCGCGCACCUCUCUUCCUCCCGUGGCGCAGCCUGUUGCUGUUCCCGAGACUUUUCCCCAGAAAGCCAGCGCACCUCCCUCGGGUGUGACUGGAGUCGUCCCUACCGCUCCCGCCGCUGCUCAUGUCCCUGCCGCUGCUCAUGCCCCUGCCGCAAACGCGCAGCAAUAUGGCCGAUUUGGCCCUCAGGAUGCUGCAGCUCCUGCAACGAAACCCCUCGAUGCCUUCCAUGCCGCCCAAUCGACCCCAGUAUCAUCUCAACCUCCGUUCGACAACUACGCCACACCCGCCGCCACUCAACCGCAGGCUGCUCAGCUGCCCGGCACCGCUUUUUCCUCGGGACCCAGCGAUUACUCCAACUACUACACCACCAACCAGCAGGAGCGAACACCGUACAACGCGUACGGCCAGCAGUACGGCGGCGCCCAGCAGGGAGUUCACGGCCAGCACGACGGCACCUCGCAGCAGCGUCAGUUUGCCGGGUACAACAAUGCCGCCGAUAGCCUUGGUCAAUAUCCGCACAACGGCUCCUUGCACAACCAGCCGCGGUUUGGCGGCUCCAGCGACAGCCAGAACAGCGGUCACUCAACCCCGAACCCUGCGGCCCAGGCGCCGCAGCAGGGCGGCCAGCAAACCCAGCAAGGGGGCCAGCAAGGCCAGCAGGCGCCUCAGCAGCAGCAAGGCACGCCCGGCUCCCAGCCUCAGUCCCACGGACAGUAUCCCGGAUACAGCCACCCGUACUACAGCAACCCUUACUAUCACCAGUACUAUUCCGGCUACGGACAAGGCGGCUUUGGCCCCUACGGGGGCAAGGGUGGGGUGUACGGCCAGCCCUACGGCAUGUCGCCCAACGCUCCUUACGACCACGCGUCGUCCUCCAGCACCUUUGGCGCACCCUCGUCGGUCCACCGCGACAGCAGCCUCGGCUCCGGCCUGGGCGACUACGGGCGCGCAAACGCGUCUGGGCAGACGGCAAGCAGCCAGCCGGGUCUGGGAGGGAGCAGUUUUGGCGGGUCCCACGACGGCUUCGCUCGAGGCAGCUCGUCGUCCUAUCAAACCCAGGGCCAGUCUUUCAACAACCAGAGCCAGGCGCCCGCGUCUGGUUCGAGCGAUGACCUGAAACCGUUUGGCGACUCCAAGGCGAACGCGUCGGGUCCGUCGCCGUCUCUGGGGAGCGGGCCUCGUCCCGGGUCGGCAACGAACAACACGUCGGGCGGACAGAGCGGACUCGCGCCACCGCAGAACUCCCAGAUGGGGGCAGCAGGGUACGGAGGCUAUCCCAGCCAUGUCCAGGGACACAACCUCCAUGGCAGCGGCUACGGCAUGGGAGGGGGCGGUGCGGGAGCCAGCCAGCACGGCAGCAGCCCCUACAACAACUACGGCCAAGGCUUCGGCAGCGGCUACUACGGAGGCGGCCAGCAGCAGCGUGGUGGCUGGGGCGGAAACUACCAUUAG